UAGUUUUUGUUGUUAAUAAUUAAUCAAUAACAAUGUGAAUGGGAGCGAGCGACUGAUCAGCCAAGCCACCCUGCUGCACCUCUCAUGUCACUUCCUUUUCUAGUGUAGCAACUAGAAAUAGUUUUAACCGCUUUCUUCUCGGAAACAAAGCUAUAGUGAAGUGCAGAGAUGGCUUAUAGAGGGAGAGGGAGAGGACGAUUUGGAGGCGGUGGUGGUUUUAGCUAUGCAAGGCAAGAGCCCUUUGAUUUAUUUCCUAAAAUUUUGCUAUUCCAGGAAAUUGAAUUACCUGAUCCCAAAAAUGUGAAGGAGGAAAGGGCAUUAGUUGUUUGGAAUUCAAGGUUAACAAACUAUUUCAAAUCCUCUCCUUGUUAUCUUGAGGAGAUUGUUUCAAAGGAGAUCCAGAGCAUGGACAUAGAAAGAUUUUCAGACAGGGGGAAGCCAAGGAUCACAUCAGAACGUGAUUCACUUGACCAAUUCUUACAGCUCACGUCUAAAAAUUUUCCUAAAGAACUGAUUGGAGGUUUAAAUAGGAAGCGGCCAAACAAAAAAGUGAAGUGGACAGCAGACUUGAGGAAGUUGGAUGAUUAUGAGAAGCGUGAAUUGAUGUAUGAGGGCCAAGCUGAAAAGGUUCAAAUGGAAAAGAAAGAAGACGAAGACGAGGAAGAUGAAGAUGAAGAACUGGAAGAACCUGAUGAUGAAUAUGAUGAUGGAGAUUAUAAUCAGGCAACUUGUUAUGCCAUCACCAAGAAUGGUCAAGAAAUAGAUGUAAAUGGUACUAGGAAAAUUGCAACUCCGUUUGAACAAGAUUUUUUAAUGGAAGAACAUUGAUUUUGAUGAUGAUGAAGAUGAUUAUAACAUGGAGGAUGACAAUGCUGAUGAGGGUAUAUAUUAGUUGCCUUGCCGAGAACAUUGAUGUGUCUUUCUCUGUUAAGCAGUUUGCAAGUUUAGCAAACUGGACCGUAUUAGAAAUGGUCGUUGUCAACUGCACUUGGGAAUUUUCAGGCUUCAUAGACAUACAGCAAGUGCUGCUUUUCGGUGAUUCCCUUUUUGUAAUAUUGACUAUUGUGCAAUGUUUUCUUGAUUGAAAGAUGCUGCAGAAAAUGAUGUGAGCUCAAGGAAAUGGAUAUUUGGUUGUACAUUUUAUUUACAUGAGAAUCAAUACUGCUUGAGACACGAGACUUUUGAGCAUAUGAGUUUUGGUGUGGUUUCAAGCAUCCAAAGGAGAAAGCUCUGUUCAACCUUGUGACAUAAUAUAUAUUCAGGAUUUGUUUGAGUUA
Populus euphratica (Euphrates poplar) is the source of this 1277-nucleotide messenger RNA. RefSeq names its product DNA-directed RNA polymerase III subunit RPC7-like. NCBI's taxonomy places the organism in Eukaryota, Viridiplantae, Streptophyta, Magnoliopsida, Malpighiales, Salicaceae. The transcript is spliced from 9 exons. Bases 169 to 828 code for a protein of 219 amino acids. Gene Ontology annotation, biological process: transcription by RNA polymerase III. The record is from RefSeq and is a predicted model, not a curated record. Gene Ontology annotation, cellular component: RNA polymerase III complex.